Molecule: messenger RNA, 3729 nt
Organism: Culex pipiens pallens (northern house mosquito)
Lineage: Eukaryota; Metazoa; Arthropoda; Insecta; Diptera; Culicidae
Gene: Ttd14
Product: TRPL translocation defect protein 14
Exons: 10
Coding region: 454-1845 (463 amino acids)
Biological process (GO): photoreceptor cell maintenance
Molecular function (GO): phosphatidylinositol binding; GTP binding; phosphatidic acid binding
Source: RefSeq, a predicted model, not a curated record
AGCUCGGUCUCAUUUGGCAGGCCAAAGUCGCAUGGAAAGGACACGUUUUUCAAAUGGGAAUUAUAUCUCAAUAUAAAUCUGCAAAAAUGCAUAUAUUCCAAGUUAUUUGAUACUAAACUAAACAAAAAUCCUUUCCCAAGUCGGUGCGGGUAGUGCUUGUGUGAUUUGUGCAAAGUUCGUUCGUGUGAGUUGUUACAACAGGCUCAGAGGUUCGGCCCCAGAGAGAAGCAGAAGUGGCCCGCAAGGAUCUCCAAAAAUAAAACAACGGAAAAUUUAUCAACCUUCGUCACCGUUCGGAAGUGCUCCUGAUUCUUUCUUUCUAUUUUCCCUACGUUUGGUUUCUCGUGAAAAUCUUUUACCGCUUCUUAAAGUGUGUGAUUGAGAAAAAUCUUCGAAGCAAUUGUUUUGCUCUUUCUUUUGACCUACCGUACACUUUACGAUCAAGGCUUGUGAAUGAAAAAUAUGGCCGGAACUGUGGAUGAAAAAAAGGUGUAUAAGCUGGUCCUCACAGGCGGACCAUGCGGCGGCAAAACAACCGGUCAGGCUCGGUUGUGCACCUUCUUUGAAAAUCUCGGCUGGAAGGUGUUUCGAGUGCCUGAAACGGCCACUGUUCUCCUCAGUGGUGGAAUCAAGUUUUCAGACCUGACAGCCGAUGAAGAAAAAUCCGGCAAAUUGACUGACCACCGAACCGUCUUCAAGGAUGGUUACCCGGAACACAGCGUCGAUAAGACCGCAUCUUGUCCCCGAUGUUUGGCCGCGGCUGCCGAAAAGCCCAACGGCAGUGAGGCUUACAAGUUCCAGGAGAACUUGAUCCGGACGAUGAUCCAAAUUGAGAACACAUUCUUCGAGCUUGGACGAUCCUGCACGCGGAACUGUCUGAUCAUCUGCGAUCGUGGCGUGAUGGAUGCCAGUGCUUUCGUCUCCAAGGAAAAGUGGGAGCGAAUGCUGAAGACCAACACCUGGAACCCGGUGGAACUUCGCGACAACCGGUACAAUCACAUCCUGCACAUGGUGUCGGCGGCCAACGGAGCCGAAGCGUUCUACUCCACCGAGGAUCACGCGUGCCGCUCGGAGGGUGUCGACCUGGCGCGAGAGUUGGACUACAAGUCAGCGGCGGCCUGGAUCGGCCAUCCGUACUUUGAUGUAAUCGACAACUCGACGGAUUUCGAAAACAAGGUCAAUCGUAUGAUUGAGUGCGUGUGCCAAAAGCUUGGCAUCGAUACCGGGGACCGGUUGCUGACCACGUCCAAGAAGGUCAAGUUUUUGGUUUCGGAGCUGCCGGUGGACUCGCUGUUCCCAGCGUUCCAGGACUUUGAAGUUGUCCACCACUAUCUGCAGUCGGCUGGUCCGCGCGUGCAGGCUAGGUUGCGGAAACGUGGCCAGAACGGCCACUUUAGCUACAUCCACACGAUUCGCCGUCCACAUCUGCACGGUCAGUCGAUCGAGGUGAAGACCCAGCUUACGCACCGAGACUACCUGAACAUGCUGACGCAGCGCGAUGAUGCUCACUUUACCAUCUACAAGAAGCGUCGUUGCUUCCUGGUCAACAAUCAGUACUUCCAGAUGGACAUCUACAAGGAACCGGGGCAUCCAAGAUGCAAAGGACUGAUCCUGCUGGAAACGUACACCUCGCUGAGUGGCGACAAGCUGAAGUGCAUCCUACCGAAAUUCCUCAACAUCGUGAAAGAAGUGACCGGCCAUCCGGACUACUCCAUGUUCAACCUCUCGCUGAAGGAGGACUGGAGCAAUACGAAAAAGUUCUGUUAUUCGCUUCACGGUAAGAAAACCGUUUGCUGCCACAGUGCCAACUCCGACACUGUCCCCGGCGACGACGGUGACGAGUAGAAUUGUGGUGUCUUUCAAUCUUUCUCUCAUUUUUCUCUACGUGAUCAAUGUUGAGCCCUGUUUUUGUUUCUGUUUCCCCUAAAGCCUGCAUUUUUUGAUAAGAUUAUCAAACUAUUUAUCGUACGUGGGGGAAAGCAUAAUGGAGUCUUUUUUUUAAUCAGCACAACUCUGAUGCUUUCCCCAUGUCGAUCAUGCUUGUGUUGAACACAAUUGAACCUAUCCAAACAACUAACCAUCUUCUUUUUUACAUGAUAACGAAAACGUUUCAUCUGAACCCUUUUUGUAAUUGUAAGGCUAACCCAAUAUUUUAGAACACUCUAUUCUAUUGUAUUCAGAUUGUAUUUAGAUCCGUUUUUUAUCCUUUUCUUGUGUAGUUUGAGUAAAUUGUUGCAUUUGACCAACUUUUUAACAGAGCAUUACAUUGUUGUAAUGUGACUUAUUUGUAUUCAAUCAAGACAGUUUUUACGUAAUCAUUUAUCUUUUCAAAUCACCGACCACUAUUGCUACCUAGUCCUUCAUGAUUAUACCCAGGUUGCGAACACAAGCUCACUUGACUUGUCUACAAAAUCAUGUCAUAAGUGUGAGACACACAAACAUCCACCAGCUUGCUUCAGAUUAAUCAAAAUUGUUCCUGUUUUCUUAGUUGUGAUUGGCAAAUUUCUUAAAAUUACCGUCAAAUUUCUGUUUUCUUUUCUUUUCGUUUUCAACGAUUCUAGAUCAAGAUGAAGGUGAGUUUAGAUCAAAUGGACACUCGCAUAAAAUGAUCAAUGGUAAAGCAUAAUUUGAGUAGGAAUUUCGAACCACACCCUCCGCCCACACUUGCUUCCUCUAGUAACGAUAUUCCCCUAGUUGUGAACGUUUCUGUUCAAUUUUUUUAAAAUUGUUUUGUUUUUGUCGAGGCGAAUGUGAUUUUCAACUAUUCAAAAAAAAAACUACCCAUUCAAAGUAUCUUUCCCUCCAAAUGUUUAUAUAUUUUAGUAUUUGUUUUACCCUCCUGUGAACUGUAAAUUGUAAAUUGAUAUUUCGUAGAUCAGCUACCUCUUACACAUACAAAAAAAAUAAUAGUGAAAAAAGCAUACAUUGGUUAUCUUUGUAUUUUUCUGUCUGCUCAAAAUUAUUGCCUACGGAAGAAAAUGUUAAACAUCUUGGUAUAUAAACACAAUCGUUGCAGUUUUAUACAGGUAAAAAGUAUAUUCAUAACAGCUGAAACAACUUCAGAAGAACAUUACUUAAAGGUGCACUGCGCUAGCUACUUAAGCAAGGAUCUUGAUACUUAAUGGAACUAGACAGCAUAAAGCAAUUGUCUCGCAAAACUGUAAGUACCUUACAGAAUCUCAAACCACAGCACGACCAUUCCUUUAUGUUGUCUUACUCCUUGAAAAAAAAAAUCGCCGGAAUGAAGCCACCACUUCUGGCGAUUAAAAAAACAACAAGUAGAAGCUUUAAUCAGAGUGAAACGAUGCAAGGGUUAUUCAAAACAAGAAAAAUAUAGAAAAAGAGUUAUUGCGUAUUUUUUCUACUAGUCCUGGUACUUAAAGCAGCAAUUUUACAGCAGAAAAUGUAUUUAUAGGCUUUGUUUGAUUUGAAUGUAAAAUUUUGAUCCAAUUGGCGCGCGUACAGGAGUGCAAAAUUCGUAUUUUUUUCUGUUAGUCAAAGUGACCGAUAGUACUGACACCGCAAACUAGCAAAAGACAGAGCAAAUCUAUUUUUUCAGGACUAAAUCAUACAAAAAACACAAGAAUGGUGAAGCAAGCAUAGGAACAACAAGAACAAUACCAACUAUCUCUGUUAUGAAUGUAUUUUAUAUUAAAAUAUGAGCCUAUUUUCUGAGUUUUCGCGCAUAACUUGUGUUGGAAAGCAAUGAUGAUCCUUAUAAAUACAUAA